Molecule: messenger RNA, 1671 nt
Organism: Nematostella vectensis (starlet sea anemone)
Lineage: Eukaryota; Metazoa; Cnidaria; Anthozoa; Actiniaria; Edwardsiidae
Product: vacuolar ATPase assembly integral membrane protein Vma21
Exons: 3
Coding region: 143-418 (91 amino acids)
Biological process (GO): vacuolar proton-transporting V-type ATPase complex assembly
Cellular component (GO): endoplasmic reticulum membrane
Source: RefSeq, a predicted model, not a curated record
GCCUUGAAAACGGGAUUUAUGAAGUAGCUUACUGACGAUGGCGACCUUUGAAAGAUGAAAAUGUGGCAUCGAAUAUUUUACUGAUAUCCUCAGAAAAAAAAAACAUUUGAGGUCAUACUAUUCAGGACAUAACCGGCUGAUUAUGGAGAAAAAGAGCGGUUCUAGUGAUGGGACUAUUGGACCCCGAGAGAAGGCCGUUCUUAUUACACUCGUGAAGUUCACACUUGGAAUGAUUCUAGUACCACUCGGGGCAUUUUUUGUCUGUAAAGGGAUAAUAUUUGAAGGAAUACUUGGCUACAGUAAUGGUGCCAUAGGGAGUGCGGUAGUCACGGUUAUAAUCAUCCAUGUCAUCAUAUUCAUGUAUGUCAGAAUAGCGAUCAAUGAGGAUCAAGAGCCAGUUGAGAAAAAGAAAGAAUAAAUUAGGUUUGCCACAUGGAUAAGAAGAGGAUAGAGCAAUCCUUGAGUAGGUAAAUAUAUUACAAAACCGCUGCUUUAUUGUGAAUAAACUAUUUUCAAUUUAUUAUUUACAAAAGUUAAAAAUUAAAAAAACCUUAACAUUAAUGAGUUAUUACAUACAUUAUCUACAAAUGCAUUACAUGUUAAGACCAUCUAAGUGGGGAAGAAAUUCCUUAAAAUGAGGCAGAAGCUUACAAUGAUUUGUAAAUCCCAUAUAUUUUAAAUAACAUAUUGACUAUGAUGAAAAUGAUUUCUUUAUAGCAUUCGUAAGCCAAUAACAGCUUCCUUUAAAAUGUCCUGAGCUUCAGUUUGCAUCUAACAGGCAAAAGUAACCUAUUUGUGUUCCAAGUUUGUUCAUGUUGGUUUUAAACAGGUUGUUCACAUAGCCAAAUAUAUCUGUUUUGAGGACCUUUUUUUUCCAAUUUUGUUCGACAAAGCCGAAGACACCCUUUUUUAGAUAAUAUACAUUUAGGUUUGAGUUUUUAUUAGUUAGGUGAUAUACAUAGGCAAAGGCGUCUGUUGUAGAUAUUAUGUUUGGUUUAGACAAGUUAAUUUUAUUUUAGACAGGUCCUGGAAGAAGCAUCUCCUCAUCACUGUCUUCCUCAUUAGACCUUCUGCCCUGUCUCAUUAUCUGUCAAAACACAAGAAAUGCAAUAUAAUUUUUAAAUAUACACAUAGCCAUACAUGAAAAAGGGGGGGGGGGGGGAAUGGAUAAGUGGGUUUCAUACAGCUGGUCUCAUCUUGAAAUAAUUCAAAAUGACAGUUAAUUUUAAAUUUUGUAUAAUUGUAAAUUAUAAUAAGGAAUGCUGAUGUACUAUAUUCUACCUUUUUCAAUGCAAUCUCUCUUUUGAGGUCUUUCCUGUAUGAGUGCACACAGAAAACACAGUACAUCUGGUGAAGAAAUCACUAUUUUAGAUUAGCUCUAUGUACUCAAAUGCAAUGUUUUGGUUCCUUACUUAGUUGUGGGUAGCUUAGCAAAGGGGAUGGGGUGUAAGAUAAGGACUUAUUAAAGUAGCUGCUAGAAAUAAAAAAAAGGUUGACUAAUGCUUGCUGCCCCAGGUAGAAUUUUUUAGUACUACUAACCCCUGUCCUAGUUUGGCUAUUUAGAUAUGUGACAUUUUUCUUACGUUGAUAAUGAAGAACACAGCAUCUCCAAUGUAUACAGAAUGGCUCAGCUAAAAAAGAAAGGAAUAAAUGUAUUAGCUAUGUUAGAAA